ACAAUGAGCUUGGUUUGCAGUUUCUCUUGAUUCCCAUACACCAGAGUACAAGUUAAGAAAAAGAAAGAAAGAUCAUUAUAGAAAAGAAUUUCAGGUCUAGCCCGAUGCAGGCUUGUGGUACUGAACUUAGUCUUAGGGUGAAUGGGGGCACAUGUGAAGUUGUUGGUUCUGCUAUCCCUAGUCAUCAAGCUAGAAUAAAGGAAGAGCCUAAUGACAUGCAUGAUUUUUAUUCUCUGCCAAUGAGGAAUAGGAAGAAAAAAGAUCACGAAAACGUCAACACUUCAUUUCACAUGGACCUAAGCAACUUCAAUGACAAUUAUAUCAACUUAUCCUCCUCUGAAUCAGAAGAUGAAAACACCCCAUUUUCUGAUGAUUCCCAGAAACAGUUGGUACUUUAUGAUCCUUCUGUUAAUGGUGAAGACCCAGUUGCAUCUGUCCCACUUCCGAUUUCGUGUCGACCUCCGCCACUUUUUCCAAGAGUACUACCAUCUAUAGGUGCUUUUACGGUACAAUGUGCUAGAUGUUUUAAAUGGAGACUUGUUCCGACCCAAGAGAAAUAUGAGGAAAUACGGGAGCACAUUACAGAAAACCCAUUUGUGUGUGAAACAGCGCUUGAGUGGCGCCCUGAUGUUUCAUGUGAUGAUCCCGCUGAUAUUGAGCAAGAUGGAAGCAGACUUUGGGCCAUUGAUAAGCCCAAUAUAGCACAACCCCCUUCUGGGUGGCACAGAGAACUAAGGAUCAGGGGCGAAGGAAGCUUAAAGUUUGCUGAUAUAUAUUAUACAUCACCGACAGGUUCUAAACUGCGAUCAAUACCUGAUAUUGAAAAGUACUUGUUUAAGCAUCCAGAAUAUGUGGCACAAGGGGUGACAACUGCACAAUUUUCUUUUCAAACUCCAAAACCAUUACAGAAGAACUAUGUGAGAAAGCGUACUGCUCGUGUGGCAGCUGUGCCAGAUGGUAAUUGGGUGUGGAUGCCCAGUUCUUUUAAACCUUUCCCAGAAAGUCCACUGGCAUUACCAGAUCCAGAGCAGAACACAAAUUUGCAGCUCGGUAUGCCAGGGUUCUCUACUCCAUGUACGUCCAGUCCUGUGAACCCCUCAUCAAAGAAGCCAAGGAAAUCUCCAAGUAAUAGGAGACACGGUUUCAAUAUGACAUAUAACUAUCAUGAAAUGUAGGCUUGGAAACAUGGGUCAGUAUUAAAACCAAAACCACAUAAUUUUGGUAUUUGUUUGGAGGAUAGGUGUCUUACUGUCCUGUAAACAAAUUUAUGUGGAAUCAGCCGACUUUUAGCUAUGAAAAUAGGUUAUUUAGGUCACUGGGGAAAGAUGAUGCCAUAUUAUUGAUAGUCCUCGUUGGAAAUGGAUAUCAGGAUAUGGAAAAAUGAAUCAUGUUAUCAAUAUUACAUUUCAAUGUUGCUCCCUUGAUCUGA
Molecule: messenger RNA, 1429 nt
Organism: Erigeron canadensis
Lineage: Eukaryota; Viridiplantae; Streptophyta; Magnoliopsida; Asterales; Asteraceae
Product: methyl-CpG-binding domain-containing protein 2-like
Exons: 5
Coding region: 105-1175 (356 amino acids)
Molecular function (GO): zinc ion binding; DNA binding
Source: RefSeq, a predicted model, not a curated record